Molecule: messenger RNA, 1949 nt
Organism: Capsicum annuum
Lineage: Eukaryota; Viridiplantae; Streptophyta; Magnoliopsida; Solanales; Solanaceae
Product: pentatricopeptide repeat-containing protein At2g20710, mitochondrial
Exons: 2
Coding region: 66-1553 (495 amino acids)
Cellular component (GO): mitochondrion
Molecular function (GO): protein binding
Source: RefSeq, a predicted model, not a curated record
AUACAUAGCUUCUUAAACCCUCCUAAAACCCCCCAAAUCAUUUCUUCUUCUUCGUCUUCCCCAAAAUGAAUACCUUAUGGAAACAAAAACAAAAUCAAAUACAUUUUCAUAGAACCAUAAUCAACCGUUUUUAUGGAAAUGUAUCGAAUACACGCAAUAAAUAUGAGAAGCGUGACUGGGUUUACGCUAGAAUUGCACCAUUAGGUAGCCCAGAAUUGUCUAUGGUUCCAGUACUGGAAGAAUGGGUUAAAGAAGGAAAACAAGUGGGGAAAACUGAGCUUCAGUGGAUUGUCAAAAGAUUAAACGGCUAUGGAAGAUACAAACAUGCCCUUGAGGUAUCUCAUUGGAUGACAGACAGAAGAUAUUUUUCUCCCCAACCUGUUGAUGUUGCAACACGAAUUAAUCUGAUUCAUAAGGUUAAAGGCCUAGAAAAGGUUGAAAAAUACUUCAAUAGCAUUCCGCAGAUACUGAGACGCUCCAAUGUGUAUACCGCUCUUCUCAAUUGCUAUACCAACGAGAAGUCUGUAGAGAAAGCUGAGGCCAUAAUGCAACAACUAAGAGAUAUGGGGUCUGCCAAGGAUACAUUGUGCUACAACUGUAUGAUGAAACUCUAUUAUAAAACAGGAACAUGGGAGAAAAUGGAUGAUCUGAUGAAUGAAAUGAAGCAGAAAGGCAUAAAUUUUGAUCAGUUCACGCUCACGAUAAGAUUAACUGCAUAUGCAGCUGCCGGAGAUUGUGAGGGGAUGGAUAAAAUAGUAUUGAUGAUGGAGUCUGAUAAGCAUCUCAUUUUGCACUGGACUACUUACAAUAUUGCAGCAGAGUUGUAUUUGAAAGUUGGGCAGGUGGAAAAAGCUUUACAGUUGCUGAGUAAACUGGACAGCAUGAUUUUGACUCGUGCAAAAAGUUGUGAUGCAUAUAAUUCAUUGUUAAAACUGUAUGCGGAAGCUGGAAAGAAAGAAGAGGUGCACCGAGUGUGGGAUUUGUAUAAGAAGAACAUGAAAAUUCUUAAUAAAGGUUACAUUGCUGUGAUGAGGUCAUUGAUGAGAUUUGGUGAUACAGAAGGAGUUGAGAAGAUCUUUGAGGAAUGGGAAUCGGAAGAUUUGUCCUAUGAUUUUCGUGUUCCAGACGUAUUGAUUCGCAGUUACUGUAGAAAUGGUCUUCUGUGGAAGGCUAAGGCCCUAAUGGACAAAGGAAUGUCAAAAGGGGGUGUUCCUUGGGUCACCACAUGGUGCCACUUGGCGGAUGGGUACAUACAUGACGAUCGAGUCGCCGAGGCUGUAGAAGCAUUGAAGAAGGCCAUCUCAAUAUGCCCACCUAAAUAUAAACCUAGCAGGGAGACCUUAGUUACAUGUGUAAAAUACUGGGAGAAGCAAGGAAAUGUGGAUAAUGCAGAGGACUUCGUAAGGACUUUAAAGACGGGGCAUAUGUUCUCAGCAGUUUUUUGUGACAAAUUGUUGCAUUUCAUUAAGGAAGAAAAAACUCUACAAACCUGGGUGACAACAGCUGGCUUGACCGACUCUUGCAAAUUUAGGUCUGACCAACCACAGCUGUAACUUGUAAAGUAUGAACUGAAGCUAUUAAGCAGACUAGAUAUGGAGCAACUAAAGAGAGACAAACGCUGAUAUUUAUCAUUGAAACUCACCUAUGGUUAGUCUCAAGUGAUAUUAGGCAGCAUAUUCAUUAGGCUGUAACUAAGUUACUUCAAGAUUGUCCUCAAGAGAGACAAACGCAUUGUACUUCUUACCAUACAUUUUGUCAAUAUAUGAGCUUUGUUAAAAGGCCAAAAUUCAACAGAAUGUGGAUCUUCUUUGUUUUGGUAACAAAACCAAAGUUCCCUUUCCUGAGCGUGUUUGAAUUUGGUUAUGAAGGUACAUUACUUCGUUUACGCCAUAUGGUGUUAUUGUAGUUUAAGAAUUGUAACAAUCUCCUCCCUUGUAGAGAAGCUGAAA